Molecule: messenger RNA, 1512 nt
Organism: Pseudo-nitzschia multistriata
Lineage: Eukaryota; Bacillariophyta; Bacillariophyceae; Bacillariales; Bacillariaceae
Source: the annotation of a GenBank genome assembly
UGCAAUAUCUUUCACAAACACAACUCCUGACAAAAUUGUCUGACAAGCCGAACGGUAUCCGUUAUUUACCUUGUAGCGUCCUCUAAAGGCUCCAGCAACGACACAACACAAAAGCAACAGAUUAUCUAGAGGACAGCAUGGCAGCAUUCCUGUUAAAAUCAUUCAUGAUUCCGCACCUUGUACUGAUUGUUCCUGCGUUUUCGCUACUAUAUUUUGCACUCUCCCUACCGAGCGCCGAUGCCUUGGCAGCACGUGCAUCAUUCGACUGUUCUAUCAGUGAUACUUGGCAACGAAACAGCCUCCAUAUACAAGAAGAGCCAUCUUUGCAGAGACGGAGAUAUACUGCAGUGAAUUUAGCAACAGUAAAUGGCAGUGGGGAUGGAGCGAAUCAUUCGAACGAUCUCGACAACAACGAAAAUGAUGGUGUGGAGGUGGCUGGUUCUUCUUCCGCUGUCAGCACCAACAAUUCUGGUGUCACUCCAGCUUCGAAUGUGGGUUCCUUCGAUGAUGCCGUCCACAAUCGAUACGCCUGCACGAGAUACAAGCGAUACGAUGGAAUCUACGAUGGGUCCCGGAAUCCCUCUCCCUCCGAUCCCAGCGCGUUGAAACUGGCCGGGGAAGCCCUGGACCUAGCGUGCCGGGCACCGACGGGCUUCAACGUCCAGCCCUACAAACUGCUGAUUGUGACGUCCCCCGCAGCCAAGGAACGGCUGUCGAGGUUCUGUAUCGGGCGGAACAAGGACCGCGUGCUGGAUUCGGAUUGUUCCGUCGUGUUUCUGGCGGACCGGGAGGCGAUGCGGACCUGGAAGGACUACCGAUCGAUGCUGGUUGCAGCGGGGGAAGGCGGAGGCUCCUCCGGUGCCGACGGAGGUGGGCGCAGCAGCAACAAGUCACGGCUCGGCUGGCUGAAGCUUCGCGUCCUGGUGGCCCUGUUUUCGUCGGGCCUCCCGCUGCCCAAGGUGCUGGGGGGACCGGUUUCGUUUUUCGUCCGGCUUGCCAUGCGGAUGGUAUCGUGGGUGACUCGUUCCCGACUGGUGGUGCCGACCCUGAGCAGCCCCGAGUGCUGGUCGCAGAAAAACACCAUGCUGGUGGCCGCAACGUACAUGCUGGCGUGCUCGGCGCGGGGGCUGGACACGACGCCCAUGGAGGGGUACCUGUCGUGGGGGAUCCGCCAGUCCCUCGGGAUCCCGAGGCGGUAUACGAUUCCGCUCGUGGUGUCCACAGGGACCGCCAUUCCACUAGGUGCCGGCGAUGGCAAGAACGGCGCUGCUGCGGAAUCCGACGACGCCGGAAUGGGGCACGGAAACACACCGGAAACGAAAACCCCACGGUUUUCGAGGGAAGCCACAAUUUACGAAAACGCGUUCCCGUGAGCGAGCCAGUUUGCAGGAGCAAGUCCGCAAUCCACAGAAAUUUCUACACUAAUCGCAACCACAAUUUUGAAGAUAGAGCUCCACUAUGAUCAACAGAGCUGAUGAAUUUCUUUGCCUGGAAUAACAACCAACUUCGAAC